AUGGUUUUGAAUAUAAUUGGUGAACACGAUGAUGAUAGUUUGGAUUUUGAUAUAACCGCUUCUGGAUCAAUGUGAGUUUUUCUCUUCCUGUUUACGCUUUUUGCUCAAUAGUGAUAUCAUUUGAAGAAAAGGUUUUUAAUUGGAGUUUCGAAAGGGGAAACUUUUUCUGCGCAGAACUUUGAUCGUGUCUCUUAUAGACACUCUAAUUAGGCGCAAGAAACAAAUUAGUGGGGGUCUUGAGUUUGUUUUAAUUUGAAUCUGUGCAGGCAGGCACCUCUCGUUCUUUUCCUUUUUCGACGUUGAAAACUGGAAUAAAAAACAACAUCGAAGUAGUAAUGAUUUCUUGGCCUACUGAGAUACAUAUACUCUCGAAACCUACUCAUUUAUUCAUAUGUGUUUGCACUGCCACACAUUUCAUAUAUAUGCAAUUAGUUUGAGCUCCGCCUAUGGAGGUCUUAUGAACACUUACUUUCUUUCAUUUACUAUUUUAUUCUUUCUUUCUUUCUUUCUUCAUUCUUGAUGAAUCCCCAAAGAGUUCAACAAUACGCUGAUCGUCAACCAAUCAUGAUUGGUUCAUUCUUUUCGGCCGAAUAUGGCACGAGAUAUUUGGCAAGACAUGGGUGAGAUAACAAAAUAUCAAAAUAUUCGAACUAGCUGUUUUUGAAUCAUCAUAAAUCAAUAAUUGCAGAGUUUCGAAUCCAUUGACACCACCACCACCAACUCUUCGCAAAUCUUUGUGCACUCGCUAUCAAAAUCAAUGCGCAUUCUGUUUCAUGUUCGUUUUUGUCAUCGGAAUCAUCGGAUCAAUCAUUCUUCUUUUCACCAACUGGGAUAAAAUUCACUUGUAA
Caenorhabditis angaria is the source of this 848-nucleotide messenger RNA. The record is from the annotation of a GenBank genome assembly. NCBI's taxonomy places the organism in Eukaryota, Metazoa, Nematoda, Chromadorea, Rhabditida, Rhabditidae.